CGCGCAUCGAAGGCACUCUCAACUGGUGACCUCCGUAUCGUUUCCUAGUGCUAGUGUUGUGUUUAUUAGUUCCAUGACGAUAAAGAGACGACAAGAAGCACGUUAACCGAUCUCUAAAGGUUAUUCGUGUAAACUGAUGUCAUGAGAACAACGUGUCUUGUGAUUUUAACUAAGUGAUAAUGUGAUUGUAUUCUUGGCCGAUUAUACUUGUGCGUGUGUUGUGAAAUGAAGAGUGAAGUAUCGUGACUCUGGUUAGCACGUGGAAAUGAAAAGAGAAAAGUACAAGAAAUCUUUUUUAGGAUUCCGGCUGGGUGAGCGAUGAAGGGGUGGUUUGACGCUUUCCGCGAGGAAGGCGGGCCGACCCUGUACGCUUAUCACAACCGCACAGCCGUCGCAGCCGACGUACCGGCGCUUGCGCUGCUCGUCGCCGCACUCACACUUUACCUCGCAUUUUUGGCGGUCUUCCCCGGAAUCAGGAAGGAGAGAUUUUCUACAUUUACGAUCGUCACCCUUAGUUUAUUCGUGGGGACUGUAAUUUUAGUAUGUAAGCAUGGAUCGUCGUGGCAUAUAGCAGGAUCGAGAGUAUCUCGCGCCGCAUACCGAGCCUUUUCCGCCGAGCGAUUAGACUGCUGGCUCGCCGUGCACGUCGGCUUGGGUCAUGUCAAUGUUUCGCUCACAGCAUUAUCGUGGGGCAACGUAUCUAGAGGUGAUCCUGGCGUUGACUAUAAUGAGCAGUUUCGAUGGGAAGAAUCUGGAGCCAUACAAGAAUGGUACCGCGCUGGACUUUUACGAGGUCUACCAUAUCCCGUAUUGUCUGUCGCAGAACACUUCGCAGCUGAGCACGAAGGCUUUGACUGGGGUGCUAAGUAUCGAGCAGCUGGAUACACAACAACAACAUUGCUAUGGACGGCGCUGGCACUAUGGCUGUUGAUGAACCUUUUAUUGGUCGUGGUUCCACGCUAUGGAGCAUAUGCUAUGGCCUCACUUGGUGUUACGCUGUGUGCAGCAGCGGGAGGCUAUUGGGCCUCAUUACCGAAUGUACCUCUAGUAGUAAGAAUUGAUGGAGCCAUGCUGUUUUUUUCCUUGGGCUGGUGUUUCUGGCUAGUCUUAAUUGCAGGUGGCAUUUGUAUAGUAGUGGGGCUAUUAAUAGCGGCUUUGGACCUCGUGUGGCCACAUCGCUUCUCCACUGUUUUGGAAGUUGACUACGACACGCCAUAUGACAGACACGUGCUCAUCGUAGACAGUCGACAACGAGCACGGCCGCAGACCCAGAGUUCAUUGCCUUCUAGAAUACUUAGAAGACUGUCAUCAAAAACUCGCGAUCCAGAGCGCCAGGUAUCGAUGUCCAUAGUAAAUGAAAGUGGAGGUCGAGAUAAUCCGGCUUAUCAACAUGAACAGCGAAAGCCUAAUUCACCGUGGAGGUACCCGCUGUUUAGGCGACAAAUAGAUCGUGUCGAUUCGGCAUCGAGCCUUGGUUCAAGCAUAAAUGGUAACGGGUCCAGUAUCAAAAUGUCACCCCUAGGAAGCAGUCCACCAUCAAAUUCACUUUCAAUGUCACCACAGAGGUAUAGACCCCAGAUACCAGCUAAAGAACGCGUAAAAGAGAUGUGGUGAGCGACGAAAUAAAAAUAUAUUGGUAUUAUAUCCAUCAAAUCUUCUUUAUAUACAGAAAGGACUGUGAAAAAAGAAAUCGCAAGCGUAUUGUGUUUGAAUAAUAGUAUUAUUUUGAAUAUAAAAAAUAAUAAUAGGAUAUAUCUUAAAUACUUAUCUAUAUAAGGGACGUGUAAAUAUGUACCUAUAUUCGUAUUAAGCAAAUUAACUUAUAAGCAAACUGUCCGUCCAGUGUCAUGAUAAAGUUAAUGUCUAAAGUCUUGUACCUCGUUUCAUUAUCUUUGUAUAGUUUUAUAGAUUUAAGUCUACGAUUAUAUCGACACAAGUGAAUGCUUUGUGCCAUUUGUAAAUAUAACGAUGACGUUAAAAAUCACAACUAGUAUGAAAAUAUAAUAAAUAUCAUUAAUAGUUACAAAUAUGAUGUAAUUUUAGAUUAUUGUUAAGUAUACGGUGUACAGGACUAUAGGAAAGAGGUAAAAACUCGUUUCAAAAUUGAGAUAAAUGUGAAUCUAUGACACAAUUCGUUUUGAAAUGUAUUGAAGAACAUAAGCGUAGAAUUUCGUCCAAUUAUUUUUUUUAUAUCUGAGUACGAUUCGACCUACCUUAUGCAUCUAGAAUACUUUCAAAUAUUAAACAAUUUUCAUAGAAACAAAACUAAAAAAAACUAUUACCAACAAAAAUAGUUUUGUUUACGUAAUAAUGUCGACAUUGUUUUUUUCCUAAAACAGGAACAAAAAUGCAGUCUGUUUAUCAUGGAAAGGAGUCAUUUAGUGAUAUAAUUAAUUUUAAGUUAUUUAUUUUGUAAAAGUUGCCAAGCAUAGUAGCCAGCCAUUUCUCUUGUACGCCACAAUCGAAAAAUUGACAUUAAGAAUAUUUCUUUCAUUAUACUUUUUCAAUGUUGUGAAAAUGUGUUUGCAAUAGUGAUAACGUAUUUAAACAUUUUGUUUGUAAUUAGCUGUAAAAAGUGAGAAUACGUAGAAAAAUAUUUAUUGUGAUCAUAAAUAUACCAAUUUAAAAAUGUA
Messenger RNA from Vanessa atalanta (red admiral), 2633 nucleotides. It is a transcript of the gene mol, whose product is annotated as dual oxidase maturation factor 2. Gene Ontology annotation, cellular component: endoplasmic reticulum membrane. Lineage: Eukaryota; Metazoa; Arthropoda; Insecta; Lepidoptera; Nymphalidae. Gene Ontology annotation, biological process: protein transport. The record is from RefSeq and is a predicted model, not a curated record. The transcript has 11 exons. The coding region runs from base 319 to 1614 and encodes 431 amino acids.